Cucurbita pepo subsp. pepo (vegetable marrow) is the source of this 2346-nucleotide messenger RNA. RefSeq lists its product as uncharacterized. NCBI's taxonomy places the organism in Eukaryota, Viridiplantae, Streptophyta, Magnoliopsida, Cucurbitales, Cucurbitaceae. The record is from RefSeq and is a predicted model, not a curated record.
UUUCUUACCCUCAGCCCCCCCCCCUCCUCCCUCUCCUCCUCUUUCUCUCUCGGAAUCUCAACAACAAUCCACAAUAAAACAAACCCAUCUUCUUCUCCAUUCAUCUAAUCCACUUCAACACUCCGAACACCCAACAACCAACCCCAUGUUUCCAUUUCCCCUGCUUUUGGAUCUUUCUCUCAUGAUAACUUACAAUGAUGGCUGCUGGUUAUUGAAGUCGUCUGCGUGAAGCAUUCUUUAUGUCACGGCUAAGGGGGCGAGUUUUUAUUCCAAUGUGAGGGAUAGUCUGGUUAAGGGGGCAAUGUUGGUUCAAGGAGAUUUGAGUUUAGAUUUAGUACAAAUGUAUUCUGGUUCGUUUAAAGAUGCAUUGAAGCAAACCAUGCUGAGCCAGGAAGUUAUGUUUAGAAAUCAGGUUCUUGAAUUACAUCGAUUGUACGAUGUACAAAGGAUACUGAUGCAGAAUUUUGGCUUCGAGGAGUUUGACCGACACGGUUUUAGGAAAGCCGGGAUGAAAUCAACUUUCAUGCCAUAUGCAAAUCCUGCAAGAUAUGAUCCAUUUAUGAAAGAAACCGAAGUUUUCUCGAUUCGCAUGCUUCAAAAGCGGCCAGCUCAAAACCAUAAGCUUCAGCUCAAGCAUCUUGAUUUGCAGCUUCCUGCAGAUCAGUACAUUAGCCUCAUUGAAUCAGACUUGGAAGAGUUAGAUCUUUCUCUAGAUCUUGGAGUGGGGAACCGAGAAAAGGAGAGCGACAAAGAAACACUUCUGCACGAGAAGUCUCGUUGUAUGCUCUCUCAAGAAGUUAUUGAUUUGGAAGAUUCGAUUGACGACGAUGCCGAAAAUGUAUAUUCUUUAGAUCUAAAUGUUCCAACAAUUGAAUGCACAGGUAAAGAAUCUGAAAAUAGCCAUGGUCAUAUCUCAAGUGACUAUCUCCCUAUCAAGAACCAACAGUUUGGGUCCUAUGAAGUAGGAUAUCUGGACCUUAAUGAAGCUCAGAAUGAUGAUUCAUCUUGUCACUCGAAUGAUCUUAUUACGACUCGCUAUUCAACCUCGACAUCAUCAUCUGGUUUCAAGGGAGCAGUUGGCAAGGUACAACAAGCGAAUUGCGCCUCCCCUAUUAGGGUCGAACAGAAGAAUAACUGUUCUACUGAAUCUUCCACACUUGAUCAGGAUGCAAAUGAAACUCACACUACAGAGUCCAAAUUUAAGGGAACAAAUACAUGUGAAAUGUAUAACACUCAAUGUGAUGAAGCUCCGAUGGAGUCGAUAGUAAACGGUUCUAACAACUUUAGGAACUGUCGUGACGACGAAAGUGAAAAAUUGGAGGCUGUAAUUGAGCUUCCUGCUGACAGGCAUACAAGGGUUCGAAAGAGUGAAGUAUGCUCUGACUGUAAUCAUGCUGCAGAAGACGGUUGCAACGGAGUAUUGACGAUUUCGGGCAUGUCUACUUGUAAUGCAGAAAAUGACUCUGGUGGGGAGAAAAAGGUGCAAAUUUUGAGUCUCUCUAGUAACCAGUCUUAUGAAACUCAAAAGGGGCUGCAUAGUACAGAAACCAUCUUGUCCACUGAGCAAGAUCAUAAGUCUUCUUGUAGCAUUGAAUCAGAACAUGAUGAAGAAUCUUCUGAAAUGAAACUUCUACUUCAACAUGCGGCUGAGUCGCUUGUUUCUAUGUCUUUGGCUGAUUCGAGCGAAGCUCAUGAGUGUAACACAAAAACAGAAUCAAAUGGCACGGGAAAAGUUCAGGUGGAUCAACCACAGCAUUCUUCUGAUUCCUUUGAGUUACUAGUUCUAAAGCAAGCAGAAAACGGUGAAGACGAUGAGUUCUCUGUAUCGUCGCAGCUGUCUGAAGUAGUUGACAUGGAGAACAUGAAUGUUGGCGUUAAGUUGAGGCGGGGAAGAAGAUUGAAAGACUUCCAGAGAGAGAUACUUCCUAGUCUAUCCUGUCUUUCAAGACAUGAGAUUUGUGAAGAUAUUAACAUUAUGGAGGCUGUUUUACGGUCAAGAGAAUACCGAAAAAUCCGAGCUAAAAUGCAAGAUGGACAGAAAUGGUGCGCGCCUACGAAGAGCAAACGAUCCAGACGAAGAACCAUUUUGUGAAAGUUCUUUCAAUGGUGACCUUGCUUUUGAAACACUGCUCAGUUGCAGACUGCAGAUUACUUGAAAUAACUCAUGGGCAAAUUAUUGGAGUGUUGUAGUUAAAUGCAGAUUCAGUUUAUUCUGAGCAUUGAAUUGUUGAAACAAACCUGUAUAGGAGUGUGUUGUCUCAUUGAUACAUUAGUUUCAACAUGUUUCCUACCAGGCUACUCGAGUAAGAUCGUUAAGAGAAUUUGAUAGACUCGAAAGUGUUAGAA